AUGCCGUCCUCCCUGCUGGGCUCGGCGAUGCCGGCCUCCACGUCGGCCACGGCCUCGCAGGAGGCGCUGGAAAGCGCGGGGCGGUUCAUCGACCGCCAGUUGCAGGAUGACCGCAUGUACCCGGACCUCUCCGACCUGCUCCUGGUGUCCGCCCCGAAUAGUCCCACUGUUUCUGGCAUGUCCGAUAUGGAUUAUCCUCUACAAGGACCUGGUUUGCUGUCGGUACCCAACCUUCCAGAGAUCAGCUCCAUCCGAAGAGUUCCUCUCCCACCUGAACUUGUUGAACAGUUUGGACAUAUGCAGUGUAACUGCAUGAUGGGUGUGUUUCCUCCUAUCAGCAGAGCUUGGCUCACAAUUGACAGUGACAUAUUCAUGUGGAACUAUGAAGAUGGAGGAGACCUUGCCUAUUUUGAUGGACUUAGUGAAACUAUUCUUGCUGUGGGGCUUGUGAAACCAAAAGCUGGCAUCUUUCAACCUCAUAUACGACACCUCCUGGUUUUGGCAACCCCUGUGGAUAUAGUGAUUCUUGGACUCAGCUAUGCUAAUUUGCAAACAGGUCCUGGAGUUCUUAAUGACAGUAUGUGUGGUGGAAUGCAGUUGCUUCCAGAUCCUUUGUAUUCUCUUCCCACUGAUAAUACUUACCUUUUAACAAUAACUUCCACUGAUAAUGGCAGAAUUUUCUUGGCUGGAAAGGAUGGCUGUUUAUAUGAAGUAGCAUACCAGGCAGAAGCAGGUUGGUUUAGCCAAAGAUGUAGGAAAAUCAACCACUCAAAGAGCUCACUUUCUUUUCUUGUUCCUUCAUUGCUACAAUUCACAUUCUCAGAAGAUGAUCCUAUUGUUCAAAUUGAAAUUGAUAAUUCUAGAAACAUUUUAUACACACGAUCUGAGAAAGGAGUAAUACAGGUUUAUGAUUUGGGCAGCGAUGGACAAGGAAUGAGCAGAGUUGCUUCAGUGUCACAGAAUUCUAUAGUCUCUGCUGCUGGAAACAUUGCGAGGACUAUAGAUCGUUCUGUUUUUAAACCAAUUGUUCAAAUAGCAGUGAUUGAAAACUCUGAGUCAUUGGACUGUCAGUUAUUGGCUGUCACACAUGCCGGUGUAAGGUUAUAUUUCAGCACCUGCCCAUUCAGACAGCCAUUAGCACGACCUAAUACAUUGACACUGGUUCAUGUCCGCUUACCUCCUGGGUUCUCAGCAUCUUCCACAGUGGAAAAGCCUUCAAAAGUACAUAAAGCUCUCUAUAGUAAAGGAAUUCUAUUGAUGGCAGCCUCAGAAAAUGAAGAUAAUGACAUUUUGUGGUGUGUCAACCAUGAUACAUUUCCUUUCCAAAAGCCAAUGAUGGAAACCCAGAUGACGACCCGUGUCGAUGGUCAUUCCUGGGCUCUUUCUGCAAUAGAUGAAUUGAAAGUUGAUAAAAUAAUUACACCUUUAAAUAAGGAUCAUAUUCCAAUAACUGACUCACCAGUUGUUGUACAGCAGCACAUGUUGCCUCCAAAGAAAUUUGUUCUCCUCUCAGCACAGGGGAGUCUUAUGUUUCAUAAACUUAGACCAGUAGAUCAACUAAGGCAUCUACUUGUGAGUAAUGUGGGUGGAGAUGGAGAAGAGAUUGAAAGAUUCUUUAAAUUACAUCAGGAGGACCAGGCUUGUGCAACUUGCCUUAUCCUUGCUUGUUCCACCGCUGCCUGUGAUAGAGAAGUAUCAGCGUGGGCUGCUCGGGCUUUCUUCAGGUACGGCGGUGAAGCGCAAAUGAGAUUUCCAGCCACUCUCCCCACCCCCAGUAAUGUUGGUCCCAUCUUGGGCUCUCCUGUCUAUGCUAGUUCUCCUUUUCCUGGUGGUAGUCAAUAUCCAAACCCCUCCUUUUUGGGAACACCAGCUCAAGGUGUACACCCUCCUGUCAUGUCUACCCCAGCUUCAGGGAACCCAGCCAUUCAGGCCCCAAGUAUGAGCUACAUGGCUGGGCCAGAGGUUGUGUACUCCGGAAAGCACAAUGGCAUAUACAUUUACUUUGCUCGAAUCAUGGGAAAUAUCUGGGAUGCUAGUUUAGUUGUGGAAAGAGUAUUCAAGAGUGGCAACAGAGAGAUCACCGCAAUUGAAAGUAGUGUUCCCUCCCAAAUGCUGGAGUCGGUGCUGCUGGAACUAAAAGGCUUGCAAGAAUUUCUAGACAGAAACUCCCAGUUUGCGGGGGGACCACUAGGAAAUCCAAAUACUGCAGCCAAAGUGCCACAGAGGCUGAUCGGAUUCAUGCGUCCUGAGAAUGGGAACACCCAGCAGAUGCAGCAGGAGCUGCAGAGGAAGUUUCAUGAGGCUCAAGUGAGUGAAAAGAUUUCACUUCAGGCGAUCCAGCAAUUGGUCCGAAAAUCAUACCAAGCUCUGGCUUUGUGGAAACUUCUUUGUGAACAUCAGUUCACGGUCAUUGUAGGUGAACUGCAGAAGGAAUUUCAGGAGCAGUUGAAAAUCACCACCUUUAAAGAUCUUGUCAUCCGGGACAAAGAGCUGACCGGGGCAUUAAUUGCUUCUCUGAUCAACUGCUACAUCAGAGACAACGCUGCCGUGGACGGCAUCAGCUCACACCUGCAGGACAUCUGCCCCCUUCUGUACAGCACCGACGACGCAGUCUGUUCUAAGGCAAAUGAGCUUCUCCAACAUUCCCGACAAGUUCAAAAUAAGAUUGAAAAGGAAAGAAUGUUAAGGGAAUCACUAAAGGAGUAUCAGAAAAUCAGCAAUCAAGUGGACCUUCCUAAUGUCUGUGCUCAGUACAGACAAGUGCGCUUCUAUGAGGGUGUGGUGGAGCUCUCUCUCACUGCCGCCGAGAAGAAGGACCCGCAGGGCCUCGGGCUGCACUUCUACAAGCACGGAGAGCCAGAGGAGGACCUCCUGGGGCUCCAGGCUUUCCAAGAAAGAUUAAACAGCUACAAGUGCAUUACCGAUACCCUGCAGGAGCUGGUGAAUCAGAGCAAGGCUGCUCCCCAGUCUCCCAGCGUGCCCAAAAAGCCCGGGCCGCCGGUGCUGUCCUCUGACCCCAAUAUGCUGAGCAACGAAGAAGCUGGACACCACUUUGAACAAAUGCUUAAAUUGUGUCAACGAUCCAAAGAUGAGCUCUUUAGUAUUGCCCUUUAUAAUUGGCUAAUCCAAGCUGACCUUACAGAUAAGCUGCUACAGUUCACGUCCCCAUUUCUGGAGCCACAUCUCUCCCGGAUGGCCAAAGUUGAUCAAAACAAAGUCCGUUACAUGGAUUUGCUCUGGAGGUACUACGAGAAGAACAGGAGUUUCAGCAAUGCUGCGCGUGUCCUGUCCAAGCUGGCUGACAUGCACAGCACAGAAAUUUCAUUCCAGCAGCGACUAGAGUACAUUGCCCGAGCCAUUCUUAGUGCCAAAAGCUCCACUGCCAUCUCCUCCACAGCUGCGGAUGGGGAGUUCCUUCAUGAAAUGGAAGAAAAAAUGGAGGUUGCUAGGAUCCAACUCCAGAUACAAGACACGCUACAAAGGCAGUACUCCCAUCAUUCUUCUGUACAGGAUGCAAUUUCUCAGCUGGAUUCUGAGUUAAUGGACAUAACUAAGCUUUAUGGGGAAUUUGCUGACCCGUUUAAACUUGCAGAGUGUAAACUUGCAAUAAUUCAUUGUGCCGGUUAUUCAGACCCUAUAUUGGUGCAGACACUUUGGCAAGAUAUCAUAGAGAAAGAACUGAAUGAAAGUGUGGCACUGAGCUCUUCCGAUCGAAUGCACGCCCUGAGUCUGAAGAUUGUCCUCCUUGGCAAAAUGUAUGCGGGCACACCUCGCUUCUUCCCGUUAGACUUUAUUGUGCAGUUCUUAGAGCAGCAAGUUUGUACUUUGAACUGGGAUGUGGGUUUUGUAAUACAGACAAUGAAUGAAAUUGGAGUGCCCUUACCUCGGCUGCUGGACGUCUAUGAUCACUUGUUCAAGUCACGGGAUCCAUUCUGGAACAGAAUGAAGAAGCCACUGCACCUUUUGGAUUGUUUACAUGUACUAUUGACCAGAUAUGUUGAGAAUCCUAGCCAGGUUUUAAAUUGUGAGAGGAGAAGAUUUACAAAUCUCUGCCUGGAUGCUAUUUGUGGUUACCUGGUUGAGCUACAGUCUAUGAGCCCGUCAACAGCAGUACAAACCAUCACAGGGAAUUUCAAGUCUCUUCAGGCUAAAUUAGAACGGCUUCAUUAAUUAUUCUAAUGUAUUUUUAUCCACAUGUUUUGACCUGUAAAAUAAAAUCUCAGCGUGGUUUAGAUAUCAA
Molecule: messenger RNA, 4240 nt
Organism: Myotis brandtii (Brandt's bat)
Lineage: Eukaryota; Metazoa; Chordata; Mammalia; Chiroptera; Vespertilionidae
Gene: NUP155
Product: nucleoporin 155kDa
Exons: 35
Coding region: 1-4170 (1389 amino acids)
Biological process (GO): protein localization to nuclear inner membrane; RNA export from nucleus; protein import into nucleus
Cellular component (GO): nuclear pore inner ring; nuclear pore
Molecular function (GO): structural constituent of nuclear pore
Source: RefSeq, a predicted model, not a curated record